Molecule: messenger RNA, 2856 nt
Organism: Doryrhamphus excisus (bluestripe pipefish)
Lineage: Eukaryota; Metazoa; Chordata; Actinopteri; Syngnathiformes; Syngnathidae
Gene: smarcd2
Product: SWI/SNF related BAF chromatin remodeling complex subunit D2
Source: RefSeq, a predicted model, not a curated record
AGAAAAUAACAAGUGUUUUUUCAUAACGUUAUUGUCACUAUUUUAACUACAAAUAUCAGAACAAUAGCGUGAGUGACAGCGUCAGUUAACGUGUCAUUUGUAGUCGGAACUCAAAAUGUUCCAUUUUUAUGAAGGCAACAUUCGUUUGUGGCGUUGACUAGAAAACUUGUCUGUGUUCACUUAAAAGACUCCCGCAACUUUGAUGUUUUUUUUUUCCUCCGAGAUCGUUUUACUGACACAGAUGGCUAUUAAUUAGCUGAAGAGGGUCAGGUCAUCGUGGAAUCGCGUGGGGAGUUCCAGAGAAGCCACACGUUGUUGUUUGGACAAGAACAAGUACUUGUAAGCAAAAGCGCGAAACGAGCUAACAAACAUCUAAGCUAGCUCUUUGUUGACACUGCCAACUGUCAAACUUCCAUCAAGAAACGUCAACUUCACAACUUUUAAUAGCCGCUAACAACUAUUUUGACUUUUUUUUUAAUUUAAAUCGACGUUUCUGCAACUGUGACAUGACAACAAAAGGAGGCUUCACCGGACCACCGAUAAACCCGAGCGUGAACCCCAUGAAUAUUGGACACGCUGCCGGCUUGAGGAUGCCAGGAAUGCCGCAAACUCCUGGAGGGUACCCCCGCUCCAUGACUGGCUCACCCCAGUACCCCCAGCGUCCAGGAAUGACCCUGAACAGAGUUGGUGGACACAUGGGGUCAAUGGGUGGUCAGCUCCCGGGUCCCUCUUAUGGUGCUGGUGGUGGCGUCGGCAUGCCCAUGCGACCGAGCAUGGGGCCCCCAUCCAUGGAUGUGUCUCGGAAGCGGUUAUUUCAUCACCACCACCACCAUCAACAGCAGCAGCAGCAAGAGGCGCUUGGCAGACGAGGGGCAAAAAGACGUAAGAUGGCUGACAAGGUUCUCCCACAAAGAAUCAGGGACCUGGUCCCAGAGUCCCAGGCCUACAUGGACCUCUUGGCUUUUGAGAGGAAACUGGACCAGACCAUCGCCCGUAAGCGUAUGGAGAUACAGGAGGCUAUCAAGAAGCCCAUUAUGCAGAAACGCAAGCUGAGGAUCUACAUUUCCAAUACGUACACCCCUUGCAAGCCUGAGGGCGAGGAGGCAGAGAAGGUGUCCUCCUGGGAAUUGAGAGUAGAAGGAAAACUUCUGGAGGAACCUGGCAAGCAGAAGAGGAAGUUCUCGUCUUUCUUUAAGAGCCUGGUCAUCGAGCUUGAUAAGGAGCUUUACGGACCCGACAACCACUUGGUGGAGUGGCACAGAAUGCCCACCACUCAGGAGACGGAUGGUUUCCAGGUGAAAAGACCCGGUGACGUGAACGUCAAAUGCACCCUGCUGCUAAUGCUUGACCACCAGCCUCCCCAGUACAAACUGGAUCUGCGGCUAGCGCGUCUGCUCGGCGUGCACACGCAGACGCGGGCCAGCAUCAUGCAGGCCCUUUGGCUCUACAUCAAGAACAACAAGCUGCAAGAUAGUCACGAGAAGGAGUACAUCAACUGCAAUCGCUACUUCAGACAAAUCUUUGGCUGCUCUCGCAUGAGGUUCUGUGAGAUUCCCAUGAAGCUGGCUGGUCUUCUCCAGCACCCUGACCCCAUUGUUAUUAAUCACAUGAUCAGCGUGGACCCCAAUGACCAGAAGAAGACAGCCUGCUACGACAUCGAUGUGGAGGUGGAUGACCCUCUGAAGGCCCAGAUGAGCAGCUUCUUGUCCUCUACGACCAACCAGCAGGAAAUUGCUGCACUGGAGAUGAAGAUACAUGAGACGAUUGAGUACAUCAACCAGCUGAAGACGGAGAGAGACUUCAUGCUGAGCUUCAGCAACAACCCUCAGGACUUCAUCCAGGACUGGCUGAAGUCUCAGUGCAGAGAUCUGAAGCUGAUGACGGAUGUGACUGGGAACCCAGAGGAGGAGAGGAGGACUGAGUUCUAUGAGGCGCCAUGGAUGCCCGAGGCAGUGGGCAGAUACAUCUACUUCAAAGUGCAGCAGAGGAGACAUGAGUUGGAGCAGGUUCUAGGGAUCAGACUCACCUGAACGCAUCUCCCCAAGGGGUGAUCCAGUUGAUCCAGUUUACACGUACAUUCCUAUUCUAGCUUCUGAAUGCAAGUAUCCUGCACCAAAGCCAUUUGAAGUGUCAUAAUGUUCUUUUGUUUUUGUUUGCCCUGCCUUGAGCCUUUUCUGCAAUAUCAUGCGUUUAUGGUACAAUGCUUUUAGUGUCUCUCUUUACCAGCGCUCUUAAUUUGAAAGGGUGUCUGUUUAUCUGUAUUUUAAAGCCAUAUAAUUUUGUUAUGUGUUGAUAUUCUCUGCACACUUUGAAGCUGUGGUAGAAUACAACAUUUCUUUCCUAAAAAAUUGGAAUAAAGGUAUAUUUUCAUGUGGAAAAAUAUGUUUUGCAUGCAAAACAAUGUUUUCUUUUUCAGGGGUAUGGUUUGUCUUUAUUUUGAUUUUUUUAUAUAUAUUAUGAAUGUUUACAUAUUGUUGUAAUGUUGCAUUUGAUAAUCUGUGGGGGUUUUUUUGUUGCAAAGGGGUUAGUUACUUUCCGAAUACUAUAUUUGUAUUUGUGCAAAAUUGUUUGCUACAGAAGGCACUUAGCAUUUUAUAAAUGUUGCUACUUUUUGCAUGUUUUUGGGGUACUUUCUACAAUAAACAUACAAAUACACAUAAAUUUUAGUGUCUUUUGUAUGGUACAGGAGGUGAGAUUAUGCUUUGUGCAUGUUUGGACUAGCCAGAGUCCUCAGGGGCUUUCAGUUAGCACUUAAAACUGGUGUUUCUGGUCCUGUUUUGUCCCGACGAAUUAUAAUUACUUUUCUAAUAAUUAAAUAUGUGAGCACAAUUUUGUUGAAAUAAUUGAACACUUCAA